Messenger RNA from Danio rerio (zebrafish), 806 nucleotides. Lineage: Eukaryota; Metazoa; Chordata; Actinopteri; Cypriniformes; Danionidae. The record is from RefSeq and is a predicted model, not a curated record.
AUGGAGACGGUUCUGCUGUUGCUGCUCCUCACAGCUCUGACGCCCACAGUGUCCUCCCAGUCGUACACCUUCUACUUUGUUGCUGAGAACAUGAGCUGGUCGAAUGCUCAGACGUACUGCAGACAGCAUUAUAUUGAUCUGGCCUCCGUCCUUGACUACGCUGACGUAGAAGAGGCACUGGGAUCCAUAGAUCCGGAUUACUAUGCAAACGUGUGGAUCGGACUGUAUCGGCAUGGUCCCACUGAUCCCUGGCUCUGGUCGGACAGCGGCACGUCCACAUUUAUACCGUGGGGUCCAGGACAGCCAAACAACUACGCCAACAGUCAGUACUGUGUGGAACUGGAACGCAACUGGGUACUGAAUGAUCUGAACUGCAACACUAAACUGAGUUUUGUCUGCUACAAAGAGCGCAGCAAACAGACGGCAAAACUGACAGUCAAAUCCAGUCAAAAUCUGACUGAUCCGGCUGUGAAGACGCAGAUUCUCCAGAAGAUUGAGCAGGUGAUGAAGGAGAAAGGAUUAAUUAAUUAUCUUAAACUUGCCUGGAAAACCCAAUCUGAUGGAGACGUCUUUCAGAAGAGCCCGCAGAAAGGAGACACUCCACACAUCUGCUCCUGAGGAAACUACAAAACCAGUUGCAUUGAUUUACUGUGGCCAGAUUAAAAUACAGUAAGAAAUAAUGAACGCGUUUUGACGUAAUUAUGCGAUUUGGCAUUGAUCUAUGUUUGAUAUGUUUACUGAAGUGUAGCACAGCUGUGUUCAAGUUCAACAUAUUUAAAGGAAAAUAAAUGUACAAGGUGCAUUAA